UGCAGGGAUGGACGUGGGCAGGUUCUGAGGGCCUGUAACACACUGCUGCUUCCCGAGGGGGAGAGGAGGGAUGGAGGGGUCACAGCACAGCCCCUGCAUGGCCACACCUCAGCUCUGGAGAGCAGAGAACCCUGAGAAGGGCAGAGCCAGCAGCCCUGGGCUGCUCUGGCGGGUGCAGGAGCUGGCUGGGCAGGGUGCUGUUCACUCCUGCUGCUGUGUCUGGGUGCCAUUUCUCCGUUGCAGGCUGCGGAUACCCCUGAGUGUGCAGAGCAGCAGGCCAGAGGCUGCUGCCAGGCUGCAGAGGGACUGGCUGGCCCUGCUGGAGCGGCACUGCCAGCCUGGCAGCGCUGCCACCCCGGGGGGCUCCCAGGGGUGCAGCUCCCCCGAAGCUGACUAUGAGGAAUUCAUUGUGCCUGUGGAUGAGCAGAGAGAGGAGACGCCCAGCUUUGGUGGGAAUUCUGCAAGGAGCAGCCUGAGCAAACCUGCAGCUGCCCUGGCAGAGCCUGCAGAGGGGCAGGCGGCCCCAGCUCUGCCACCUGCCCUGGGCAGGGCCGAGGUGCCACCAGCCCCACCUGCCCUCCCACAGCCCUGCAGUGCCCCUCCAGCAGCAAAGAGGACCAAAGCCUUUCACUGGGAUGUCGUUCCUUGUGACAAGAUUCAAAAAUCUGUCUGGGGAUCGUGUGACCCAUGCAAGAGGAAAAUAGAUGUGUGCAGGCUGUGUGAGCAGUUCCAGAUCCAGGACACAGCAGUGCUUCUGGGCAGCGAGCCUCCCGUGAAUCAGCACAUCCUGCUGGACAGAAAAGUUGCACACAACUUCA
Molecule: messenger RNA, 818 nt
Organism: Passer montanus (Eurasian tree sparrow)
Lineage: Eukaryota; Metazoa; Chordata; Aves; Passeriformes; Passeridae
Exons: 2
Source: RefSeq, a predicted model, not a curated record